Molecule: messenger RNA, 1980 nt
Organism: Ascoidea rubescens DSM 1968
Lineage: Eukaryota; Fungi; Ascomycota; Saccharomycetes; Ascoideales; Ascoideaceae
Gene: DED81
Product: asparagine--tRNA ligase DED81
Exons: 1
Coding region: 176-1819 (547 amino acids)
Biological process (GO): asparaginyl-tRNA aminoacylation
Cellular component (GO): cytoplasm
Molecular function (GO): nucleic acid binding; ATP binding; asparagine-tRNA ligase activity
Source: RefSeq, a predicted model, not a curated record
AACUGUUUUGAUGGUGAGAUAUUGAUUACGUCUUCUAUAUCGAAUAUAUAAUAGUCAAUUGUCCUUUCACUGUUGCAAUCGCAUCUAUUGUUUUUUUCUCUUGCAAACUCAAUCCUCUUUUACUUUCUCUCUCUCUUAUUGAACUCCACUCUAAUCGUUGUUUUAUUCCUGCACAAUGUCCUCAUACUAUAUCAGCGAUGCUGGUGUUGAUGAUCUUUCAAAGGCUGAUGGAUCUCAACUCAAACCAUUCAAGACUCCUGCUUUUGCCAUCUUCAAUGAUGAGUCUUUUGCCAAAUUGUACAUUUUAAAAGACUCCGAGUUUGCUGAAAUUUCUCCAAGUGCUCUCAAGAAGGCCAAAAAAGGUGCUGAAGGUCUUAAGAAAAAACAGUUAAAACAAAAACAAAUUGAAGAACAGAAGAAAAAAAAAGAAGCUGAUGAAUUAGCAAAGUCUCUUGAAUCAAUGAAUAUCACAAUAACAGAAGACAAAUCCUUACCUAAAGCUCAUAAAAUUAAAAUUAGAGACGUAUCAAAGGAUAUUGACAAAAGAGUUCAACUUAACGGUUGGAUUCAUAGAUUACGUGUACAAAAAAACAGAGCUUUUAUUGUCUUAAGAGAUGGUACUGGUUACAUUCAAUGUUUGCUUAAGGGUGAUUUAGCCAAUGCCUAUCAAACUUCCCAAUUAACUCUUGAAUCAACAAUCUCAAUUAGUGGUACAAUUGAAAAAUUGCCUGAAGGCAAAACUGCUCCAGGUGGUGUUGAAUUAUUAGCCGAUUUUUAUCAAGUCUAUGGAUUAGCUCCAGCUGGCGAUGACUCAAUUACAAACAAAGUCCAAGAAAAUGCUGAUGCUUCCUUACUAUUAGAUCAACGUCAUUUGAUGUUAAGAGGUGAAACUCUUAGUGCUGUCAUGAAAGUUAGAGCUGCUUUUUUGAAAGCGAUUAGAACCGUUUACGUUGAAGAAGGUCUUACCGAAGUAACACCUCCAUGUAUGGUUCAAACUCAAGUCGAAGGUGGUUCAACUUUGUUCUCCUUGAAAUACUAUGGUGAAGAUGCUUACUUGACUCAAUCUUCUCAAUUAUAUUUGGAAACUUGUUUACCUGCUUUAGGUGAUGUUUAUUGUAUCCAGGAAUCUUUUAGAGCUGAAAAAUCUCAUACAAGAAGACAUCUCAGUGAAUAUACUCAUAUCGAAGCUGAAUUAUGUUUCUUAGACUUUAAUGAUUUAUUAUCUCAUAUUGAAACCUUAAUUGUAAAAUCAAUUGACUAUGUCUUAAAAGACCCAAUUGCUGGUCCUUUAGUUAAACAAUUAAACCCAAGCUUUGUUGCUCCUCAAUUACCAUUUAAAAGAUUGGAGUAUAAAGAUGCUAUUAAAUGGCUUAAUGAAAAUGGAAUUCUUAACGAAGAUGGUGAAGAUUUCAAAUUUGGUGAUGAUAUCGCUGAAGCAGCUGAAAGAAAAAUGACAGAUACAAUUGGUGUUCCAAUUUUAUUAACAAGAUUCCCAGUUGAAAUUAAAUCAUUUUACAUGAAAAAAUGCAGUGAUGAUCCCAGAGUCACUGAAUCUGUUGACGUCUUGAUGCCGACUGUUGGUGAAAUUACUGGUGGUUCUAUGAGAAUUGAUUCUGUUGAAGAAUUAUUAGCAGGUUUCAAAAGAGAAAAAAUUAGUCCUGAAGCUUACUAUUGGUUUAUUGAUCAAAGAAAAUACGGUACUAGCCCUCAUGGUGGUUAUGGUUUAGGUACUGAAAGAAUUUUAGCUUGGUUAUGUAACAGAUUCACCGUUAGAGAUUGUUCUCUUUAUCCUAGAUUUACCGGUAGAUGUAAACCAUAGAUCAGUUAUUAUUUUCAUUAUUUUCACUAUUUUUUAAUUUGAAUUUGAAUUUGAAUUUGAAUUUGAAUUACAUUCUUAAUUAUUUUUAAUUAUUUUUGAUUACUUUUGUGUAAUUAUUUUAUUUUUAUUAUUUUUUUUUAUGUUAUAUUAUAUUGAUAAUU